AUGUCUGACGGGGACUCAGGAGGAUCCAGACUGGCGUCGGUGGACUUUGAGAUCUUCGGUCACGUUCAGGGAGUCUGUUUCAGAAUGUACACAGAGAAGCAGGGUCUCCAGCUGGGUCUGGUGGGCUGGGUGAAGAACACGUAUGGCGGGACGGUGGUGGGUCAGGUUCAGGGUCCUGCUGCCAUGGUGGAGGAGAUGAAGGUUUGGCUGAGUAAAGAAGGAAGUCCGUCCAGCCGGAUCACCAGAGCCUCCUUCACCAACCAGAGGAGCAUCGACAAGCUGGAGCUGUCCGGGUUCAAGACUCGAUUCUGACCCGCUCUAGUCUACUCUAGUCUACUCUAGUCUACUCUAGUCGACUCUAGUCUACUGUAGUUGACUCUAGUCGACUCUAGUCUACUCUAGUCUACUCUAGUCUACUCUAGUCGACUCUAGUCGACUCUAGUCUACUCUUCUAGUCGACUCUAGUCUACUCUAGUCAACUCUAGUCUACUCUAGUCGACUCUAGUCAACUCUAGUCUACUCUAGUCAACUCUAGUCGACUCUAGUCUACUCUUCUAGUCGACUCUAGUCUACUCUAGUCAACUCUAGUCUACUCUAGUCGACUCUAGUCAACUCUAG
Messenger RNA from Centropristis striata (black sea bass), 618 nucleotides. Its product is annotated as acylphosphatase-2-like. Gene Ontology annotation, molecular function: acylphosphatase activity. NCBI's taxonomy places the organism in Eukaryota, Metazoa, Chordata, Actinopteri, Perciformes, Serranidae. The record is from RefSeq and is a predicted model, not a curated record.